Messenger RNA from Amyelois transitella, 774 nucleotides. Its product is annotated as ecdysteroid-regulated 16 kDa protein. NCBI's taxonomy places the organism in Eukaryota, Metazoa, Arthropoda, Insecta, Lepidoptera, Pyralidae. Gene Ontology annotation, biological process: sterol transport. The record is from RefSeq and is a predicted model, not a curated record. Gene Ontology annotation, molecular function: sterol binding. The transcript is spliced from 3 exons. Bases 108 to 587 code for a protein of 159 amino acids.
UGUGAACCGGUCAGGCAAGACGAGACUGACACUAAGCGAGGUGUAUGCGGGGAAGACAUACGUCUCUCGAUUGUGCCUAGCUAACGCCGUGACGAACAGACGCAACCAUGUCUCGGGUCUGUGAAGUCGUGCUCCUGAUCUCCGCGAUCGUCGCCUGCGCAUCCGCCGCUACCGAUAUAGUACAACAAUGUCCUGGAAGAUCUAUAGAGGCCCUUAACGACAAUGUCAAACUAAGUCCAUGCAAGCGCGCGCCGUGCAAACUGAAAAAAGGCACCAACCAACACAUCAGUGUACAGUUUAUGCCUGAACAUGAUAUAACCGAAGUGAAGAAUCAUGUAACAGCCGAGGUGUUUGGCGUGCCCUUGCCAUUCGUGGGCGUGGACGGAGCCACCAUUUGCGACAAGAUCUUCAAAGAAGACGGCAGCGUCGCCGGCUGCCCGCUCAAAGCUGGCACAAAGUAUACUUACAAAGACUCCUUCCCUGUCCUCUCUUUUUAUCCGACACUACAAGCGAAGGUCCACUGGGCUCUAAUGCAGGGUCAAAAAGAAUUUGUUUGCUUCGAAAUCCCUGUCAAUAUAGUCAACUAAUAUGUACUUUGUCGUUAUAUUUUUUACUCUCUUAUAAAUUCUUUUCUUUAGGGAUUUACUUACGAACAAAUUUAAUAAUGUUAUUUUAUAGGUCGGAGUUCUAUGAACUUUGUAGUAAUUUGAAAAUGUGAUUUGUAUUUAAUUUAUAUAAAUGGUAAAGAUUAUUUAGAGCUAAGAAUAAAAAAAA